CAUUUUUUAAAAUUCAAGGACUAAAAUGAAAAUAACAUAGGAGAUUUCCGUCAUCUACCCGCCUCACCUCGCCUCGCGUCUAGCAUCUCUCCCCGAUUGCCGUCACCCAAAAUUGAAGAAGGAAACCCAAGCCCUUCAUUACGGCGUGACUCCUCCUAGGGUUCUUCAACGAAUGGCUGAUUUUUUGACUUCCACUCACCGAGCCAAGUGGAUCUUCUCUCCUCAAGAUCUGAAGGAGAGGUACAAAGCUGCUAAUCAAAGAGCAAGGCAAACCCUGGAGAAGUUAGCAUAUCAAAGUUAUCAUACUUGCGACACUGAUCAUGCAAUAUACUUUCAAGUAUGGAACAACAAGAAUGGAAGUUGAUCUUGAUGGGUCCUGGUCGUAUCCUGAACCUCAAAUUGAUGCAAAAGAUAAUGUUGAGAAGCAUUCUCGUCCUAAACCACUUAAGACUGAAGAAGAACAACUUUUAAGGGCAUUCUAUGAGUUCAAAAUUCAAGAUGUAUGUGAUGCCUUCAAAUUCCCACGAAAAAUUCAGGCAACAGCUCUUAUAUACUUCAAAAGGUUUUAUCUACAAUGGUCGGUUAUGGAACAUCAUCCAAAACACAUUAUGUUAACCUGCAUAUAUGCAGCUUGUAAAGCAGAAGAAAAUCAUGUAUCAGCAGAGGAGCUUGGCAAGGGGAUUGAACAAGAUCAUCAAAUGAUCCUCAAUAAUGAGAUGCUCGUUCUUCAGAGUGUAGGAUUUGAUCUUAUCGUUUAUGCACCAUAUCGUGCAAUUGAUGGUUUUGUUAGUGAUCUGGAGGAGUUUCUUCAAGUAAAUGAUGAGCAGCUUCAAAUGCUAAAGGAUACGAGUGAAACUGCUAAGGUGGAAGCAGACAAAAUCAUGCUUACUGAUGCACCACUUCUAUUCCCUCCUGGGCAGUUGGCGUUGGCUGCCUUACGCAGGUCAAAUGAGGUCCAUGGGAUUCUUGACUUGGAAAGUUAUCUUCUGAGCCUCAUGUCUCGUCAGCAUGCUACACACUCUAUUUCAGAGCUCACCGUUUCUCUAGAUGCCAUAGAUUCUUUGGUAAGUAAACUUCAGAUCCCUACUGCCACAGAUAUGAAGCACGUUGAUCGGAAGCUGAAAUCUUGUCGGGAUCCUGGCUCACAUGACAAGAGCAAAAAACGGAAGCACCGGUCAAAGGAAAGUUCAAAUCAAAUGCAUGCGUAAUGUGCCCUUAUUUGCAGCACUGCACUGUAUGUUGUGAUGCCUCAUCAUGUUGCAAGAGACAGUGCCUUCGGUUUUACAAAUUGAGUCAUUUUUUGCUUAUUUUGUUUUGGUUCUAAUUUGGUGCAAUCAGAGUAGAGCACUGGUAACGGGCCUGAUGAUCUGAGCUCCUUUCGGCUUUUUUUUUUUUUUUCUUUUCAUUUCUGGAGAUGCUGAAUAUGCGCCUUUUCCGUCAAUUGUUUCUAUAAUUUGUGUGGUUUUUGUCAUACUGCCCUCCUUGUAGUAUUAUGGGGGUAAAAAAGUCUUGUACAUUUUACUAGUAAAAGAAUAAAUUUUGUUUUUGUUCUCA
This is a messenger RNA of Camellia sinensis, 1554 nucleotides long. It is a transcript of the gene CYCH;1, whose product is annotated as cyclin H;1. Lineage: Eukaryota; Viridiplantae; Streptophyta; Magnoliopsida; Ericales; Theaceae. Gene Ontology annotation, biological process: regulation of transcription by RNA polymerase II. The record is from RefSeq and is a predicted model, not a curated record. Gene Ontology annotation, molecular function: cyclin-dependent protein serine/threonine kinase regulator activity.